AUGGAGACGGACGAUGAGGCCGGCCGGGGCAACCUGUUGGACGACAUGCCCCCAAUCAAUUGCAACACCACCCAAAACGAGGCCGUCACAACGGGGGACAACGAUAUCGGCGACAUGACCUUCUGUUUGGGCAACUACGUCCCCGACUUCAUGAAGAUGCUGUUCACAAUGAGGUCACAUCACAUGCUGACGGACGUCGUGCUCGAGGUAGGCAACGAGCUAUUCCACGUCCACAAAGUUGUCCUCGCUGCCGGCAGCCCCUAUUUUAAGGCAAUGUUUACUAGCGGCCUGAAAGAGAGCGAGAUGUCCCGGGUCCGAUUGCAAGGGGUGUGCCCCUCGGCCAUGGCGUGGCUGGUGUACUUUAUGUACACGGGCAAAGUUCGAAUCACGGAGGUCACCGUCUGCCAGCUUCUGCCCGCUGCCACGAUGUUCCAGAUCUCGAACGUGAUCGAGGCCUGCUGCGCGUUCCUAGAGCGACAGCUGGAUCCGUCAAACGCCAUCGGCAUAGCCAACUUCUCCGAGCAGCAUGGCUGCGUGAAGCUGAAGCAGAAGGCGAACCAGUUCAUCGAGAGGCAUUUCACGGAGGUGUGUCGAGAAGAGGAAUUUCUACAGCUGACGGCUCCGGAGCUCAUAAAUAUGAUAAGGAAGGACGAGCUAAAUGUAAGGGAGGAAAGGGAGGUGUACAACGCAGUAUUGAGUUGGGUGAGUGGAACUGAUUUAAUCCAAUUC
Iphiclides podalirius (scarce swallowtail) is the source of this 729-nucleotide messenger RNA. Lineage: Eukaryota; Metazoa; Arthropoda; Insecta; Lepidoptera; Papilionidae. The record is from the annotation of a GenBank genome assembly.